Messenger RNA from Nerophis lumbriciformis (worm pipefish), 569 nucleotides. Lineage: Eukaryota; Metazoa; Chordata; Actinopteri; Syngnathiformes; Syngnathidae. The record is from RefSeq and is a predicted model, not a curated record.
AGAGACGAUUGGUGUUCCCUCUCGUAUGAACAUUAAAUGCCAUUAAAGAAACAAUGAAGAUGAUUUUCUUUCGGCAAAAUGUUGCUGUCAGGUCGACUACAGGCACAUCGACUCAGUUGGGAAUUGUUUCAGAGCAAAAUCCCGGUGUUCCUUCCUGUUGUCGACAUCGCUGGCCUAGUGAAAGGCGCUAGCCUGGGAAAUGCCUUCCUGUCCCACAUCAGCAGCGCCUGUGACAUCUUCUCCAUGAAACGUGCAUUCAACGAUGGGGAUAUCAUCUAUGUUGAGGGGACCCAGUGAGGGACAUGGAGAUCAUCCACGAGGAGCCGAGCCUAAAGGACGAAGAGAUGAUGGUCCCUAUUAUUGACAAGCUGGAGAAGACGGCCAUUAGAGGCGACGACAAGAACCUCAAACUAAAUAUAUCGGUGCUUGUUUCUCACAUUUGCACCAUAAACCUGUCGGAGGAAGUCUACAUCAGGGAAAAGAACAAAUGGAAAUAUCCACAGUGUUGUCGACACUCUUUCUACCGCCCAACCCUUUCCCUUCGCAUGCACGCCGAGAAGAUUCACUGA